Messenger RNA from Helobdella robusta, 1134 nucleotides. RefSeq lists its product as hypothetical. Gene Ontology annotation, molecular function: histone binding. Gene Ontology annotation, cellular component: nucleoplasm. The record is from RefSeq and is a predicted model, not a curated record. Lineage: Eukaryota; Metazoa; Annelida; Clitellata; Rhynchobdellida; Glossiphoniidae. Bases 1 to 1134 code for a protein of 377 amino acids. Gene Ontology annotation, biological process: CENP-A containing chromatin assembly; DNA replication-dependent chromatin assembly. The transcript has 9 exons.
AUGGAAAAUUGCCUAAACAAAGACUUAAAGUCUUUGGCAUUGCAUUGUAUUGCAGCAAUAUUUUAUUUUAAUAGUGCACAAGAGUAUGGAGAACUAGCUAAUGAGUGUUCAGAUGUUUACUAUUCAUAUGGCAAAGCUUUGUUGGAACUUCAUAGAUUGGAAUCCACAACUCUUGGAAACGUUUUGAAAAGCGAUGAUGAUGAUGCACAAGAAAAUGAGAAUGAUGACAACAGUUCGGCUCAUAGUGGGUCAUCAGAAGAAUUGGUUGAUGAAGAAUAUGAAGAGUAUGCUGAUAAUAAAUCUGCUAAAAACAGUAAUGGCGAAGAAUCAGUGAAAAAAAUUGAGAAGAGUUCUGAACAACCACAAAGUGAAUGUACAUCUAAUAAUAACAAUGGGACAUGUGCCAAUGCAAAUGAAUCUAAUGAUGCAUCAACAUCUAAACUUCAUUCCAAGGAACUUGAAGAGGAAGAUGUUUCUUCACUUCAACUGGCUUGGGAAGUUCUGGAAUUAGCUAAAGUUAUAUAUUUAAGACAAAAUUCAUCUGACGCUAAAUUAAAACUGUCUGACACAUAUUUUAGAUUGGGAGAUGUGAGUUUAGAAUCAGAACGAUUUGAGGAUGCAGUAAAAGACUAUGAGAGGUGUCUGAAUUUGCAACAAGAACAUCUACCAUGUGACAGCAGAUUAAUAGCUGAGACACUUUAUCAAUUAGGUCUAGGUUAUACUUUAAAGAACGAUUACAAACCAGCUUCUGAGUUUUUUCACAAGACUAUUGAGCUGUUGGAGAAAAGAAAAGACCGAUUAAAAAAAGUUUCAGAAGGAGUAUUAGAUCCAAGGCCUGACGAUGCAGGUGAUGGGUUUUACACUCCAAUUGAAUUAGCUGACAGAGAAAUUGUCGAACUUGAAGCUCUUAUCAAAGAAAUUUAUUUAAAAAUAGAUGAAAUAAAAGAUGAAGAAUGCAACGCCGUAAAGGUGUCCAUACUGAUGAAAGAAAGUCUGACACCCACUAAACAAUCUACCAGUUCAACGGCUGUAACAAAUGAUGAAAAUUGCACUAAUUCCAAAUCUAACAACGAUGAACAGAAAAGCACUGAAGAAAUGACUGAAGAAAAAAAGAAAAUAAAGCUCGAGUUAUAA